GUAAAACGGAAGUAAAGUUUUCCGGUGUCCUUGUGUGACAGAGGCGACUUAGCGUCGAGAUGAACAGACAGAUAAUUGUAAGUAUAUGCUCUUUUUCACCCGUGUUUUUUUAUUCUAGAGUUAUCUGUGAACCAAGAUGGUUGUUUCUAACUCUAUAAAUAAGCGAUAGAAAGAAAAGUGAGGAUAUAUUUGGCAGGAAACGGUGAGCUCGGGGUCACAGCCAGGUAACGCCGGAAGAGUUAGCAUUAGCUUCUGUGUCCGUUUAAUGGGCUUUUGACGGUUUAUUCACUGGUAAUUAAAGAUAGUGUCACAGUAUAAUCUUGUUAAUCCCACCUCGUUGAUGCGGACGUGAAGGAUGACUUUGCUGCUGUCUUUGUUUCUCCAGCAGGUGGCUCGGAGGACCAUCUUCAGCUCGGUCCGGAGACAGGUCGACAACAAAGUCCCCCAGAAACAGAAAGUCUUUCAGGUAAAGCUUCAAUAACAGGUCCAGACUGACACGAAUAUAUGAACAGCUUCUCUAUGGAGGUAUACUUGACAGUAUUUUCCUCUGGUUUUGAUAACCAGCUGUCUAAAGAGGAGAAUAACCUUGAAAUUUUUCAAUCCAAAGCUGCAGGUCCGCCAAAACUAUCCAGGACUUUCAAGUCCCAGGAGCUUUUUUUAAGGGACCAUAAAGCUUUGACAGUCCACUGAUAUUACACUUUAGCGGGACAUCUCAAGGCCAGAGUACAAAACGUCAAAGAAGAUACUAAAGGUUGAAGUUCGUAAAUACAUCAACGAUGCGAUUAUAAUCCAUUUCUUAAUGGAUGGAAGAUGGUUUUAGUCCAGACCACAUAGAGUUAAGACCAAGACUGUAUGCAACAAAAACAUCAUGACAGUGUUGAUUUCUCUGUCUGUAGAUAAAAAUGUUAGAAAUAAGGUGCAGCUCAGAAAAUCAGGAUGUUCUGAAGAAGUUCAUUUAUUCACCUUAUUUACUUUAAUUCAGACUUUGAAACUUAAGGUAUUCAUUCCACAGUGAAAUGUUUCAGUCUGUGUCUUUGCUGGGGUCUUACUGAAGUACAGGUCUCAUUUAAAGCUCCUUCAGCUUGUCUGUAUUUUUGCUCUGGAGUGCAUACCUGCCAACACUCCCAUUUUUCUUGGGCCUCUCCAGUAUUUCAGACCUAUCUUACAUUUUGUGAUGAUUCAGGUCGGUUUAAGCUGUAAACUAUAUUAAAGCAGUGGUUGUUGCAAAAUGAACACUUCAAUGAAAGGAAAACAAACCUGAGAUAUAAUAUUUACGCUGAUAGUCUUUCACCGUCUCGAAGUGAUGCGUUCAGUGCUGUAUUGCAUGCACAGAUGUUCAGAGAGCCUCAUACGGGAGAGCAUGUCAAACAGAUGAGGACUUUAAUAUUAGUGGACUAAAUAAUUUCAAGGCAUAUCGUAGCUAUUAUUUAUUAUUACCAUUUGUUAUUGUUAAAACAAAACAAAAAAGUGUGCAGCUUCACUUAUACUUAUUUGGAUGAGCAAUUUAAUCACAAAUACUCUCAUAAUUAGCUCAUAUCUACCAUACAAGGUAACCCCAAAACUGCCCAGCGCGCCCUGCAAAAUCUCUGAUUUUAUUACCUAAAUGUUUUGUUUUGUUUGAUUUAAAGAGAUUCUUGACUAAAUCAUUGAAUUAAACUAAGAGGACAAGUUUUUACUUGCUUUUUUGGUUAAAUUCAUUGUUAUAUUAAUCGGUUAAUAAAAAAUAAUCAUUAGAAUAAUCGAUAAAUUGGUCUAAAGGGUUAGUCGACUAAUUGACCAGGGAUGCACUGAUCUGCUUUUUUUUUCUUUACCUCUGAUACCAAUACAGAUAUCUACAGUAUAGUAUCAGCCGAUACCAAUCCAGUUCCGAUACAAAAAAGCUGUGCUGAAUUAUUUUUUGUUGUAACCUGCAGUUUUACCACUGCCCCUCGAAAUGUUUACUGCACAGGUGUUGUAAGUGGCCGUCGAGUUUGUAGGCUGAAAAUGACAUGGGCAUCCGCUCAGCGUGUUUACUUAUGGAUGCCACUCAUGGCAUAGCAUAGAUUUAGACUGAAUAGAUCGGCCCCUAUGCAUCGGGCACACUGACACGAUACCCGAUCUAGAAUUGUCUUCAGUAUGGGGAUAUCAAAUACCGGGUCGAUGCAUCCCUAAUCUCUACAACAUACUGUAUUUUUCGCAAUAUAAGGCGCACCUGAUUAUAAGGCGCACCAUCAAUGAAAGCGUCUAUUCGCGUCUAUUUCAUACAUUAAGGCGCACCGGAUUAUAAAGCGCAUGAAGCCAAACAAAACACUCAGAUAUGGCAAACUUUAUUUAAUUCAUUCAAUAACUCCACGAGACUACGGUAGCUGCAGUGCUCCGACAAGCCAAAAGGAUAAUAAGUGCGCCUUAUAGUAUGAAAAAUACGGUACAUAAUUUUGCUGACUGUCUAAAAUUUAAACCUAAACAAUCUCCAAAUCUUUUUAACCUUCUGCUGGGUAAAACAAAGCCACAAGUACAUCAUUGUCAUCAUUGCUGAAAUCCUGUCCCUGCUGUUAAAAUUUCUGGUCUACUCAAACUCCUGGAGAAAUUUGCUGAAAAUGCAGCUUUACACUGGAAAAUUAGCUUCACUGCGUCAGAUUUUGAAGUGUUAAUUCAUAAUCUGUCGGAAAAAGAAAUGUUUUGUGAGCUGAGGAGUCUCUUUGUGUUAUGUGCCAGACAUACAGAAUGACUCGUGUUUCAUUUCUUUAGUGCUGGUUCUCCUCAUGAAGCCCUGAAACUGGAGUUAUUUUAGCUCCAAAGAUAAGUCUUCAGCGUGUGAAAGCACUCUUAACAGAGUGGAGUGCUGAUUAAUUCUGCAUGUUGUACCGUGUGUCUGACCUGCGGUGAGCUUAAUACCCAAACACAGAACUUCCUCUGUUCACUGAAGGAACAGGAGAGUUUAUGCCGAGAUCAGCUGCUUUCACUGUUAACAUGGCGGAAAGUUGACGCCGCAGCUGUUAACACGCAGAACAGAAAAAAGUAAUUAAAGCAGCUGCAAAAGUGACUCAUAGACUAAACAGACUAGUUUUAUGACCAGUUUGUCCUAACACCGCUGUGGCUGCUGGAAUAUGCUUUUUAUAACCUGCUGUGAUUGGACCCAGUAUGCAUGAUGAGACACUGAGGACACCAAAGAGUCUCUGUUGUUUGGGAGGUUUGCUUCAAGGUUAGAAUAAAUCAUAUGUCGGGAAGAACUAAAGAAGAACUCUGAGUGGAUUUAAGGUCUCUUUUGGACUCUGAUGAAGGUUCUGCUGCUGAUAAAAGUCAUAAAUAAAUUCUUGCACUUUUCCAAAAGGUCAGAAUAAUCCUCGAUGAGUCAAAUCUGAUAAAAUUGUUGAGGUUUUUUUUGCAUUUUGGAUCAUUGCUAUAAAAAAAAAUCUUGUUCAGCUUUGACAUCCUGUUGUACUCAAAAGUUUUUAACUUUUAGCUCAGGUCUUCACUGUCAUGUGUUGCUGUUGUAACCUUUCCAUCAUGCGUCUGUCCUGCAGGAGGAUAAUGGGAUUCCAGUUCACUUAAAAGGAGGCACUGUUGAUGCUCUGCUGUACAGAACAACGAUGAUGCUCACUGUCCUGGGUGAGAAAACCUUCCUCUUCUCAACAGUUUUUAGGCAACUUUCUCUACCAAAUUGUUCCUUUUUUAAAAACAGAAAUAGAUUCUUAUAUCUUAAAGCACCGCAAGAAAAACAAGAUCCUAAAACUAUGUGGCCAGACGAGUAAACUGGAGGCUUAAUAAUAUUAAUCUAGGUCAGUGGUUCUCAAGUCCAGUCCUUGAGGCCCACUGUCCUGCAUGUUUUGGAUGUGUCCCUGCUCCAACACACCUGAUUCAAAUGAUCAGCUCGUUAUCAAGCUCUGUAAUGGCUCAAUAACAAGCUGAUCAUUUGAAUCAGGUGUGUUGGAGCAGGGACACAUCCAAAACAUGCAGGACAGUGGGCCGCAAGGACUGGACUUGAGAACCACUGGUCGAGGUGAUGUGUGGCACUCCUGGACUUAAUUUAUUUUUAUGACAAGACUAAGAGCAGUCUCAUCAAUCCUUCAGAAAUGAGCCAAUCAUUUGUAUUUGUCCUUUGCCUCAAAUCUACACCAGUUUGUACUAAGUUAGUCCAUCGCACAUUAAACUUACCCUCUCUGUUGUCUUUCAGGUACUGGAUAUGUCGUGUAUGAGCUGGUGACAGCAGCGUUCCCCCAGAAGAAAGAUUAACUCCUCCUCCUCUUCCUCUUCUGCAGCCGUUUACUUCACUUAAAACCCGGCCAGCCGCUCUCUCUAUUGUAAAAAUGACAAGAAUCCUCCGUAUGUUACCGUGUGUCACGCUGGGAUAUUGUUUCAUGUUCAUGGGAUCAAUAUUUAUUUUUCUUGUACACUCUCUGAUGACCUGAGGAUCAAUAAAAAAGCCUCUCAUGACCAAAACCUGUUCCCCUGACCAAUUUAUUAGUUGAUAAAUAGACACAGAACCUGCUCCCUUUAGAGAGGUCCAAAUAAAGCUUGUGUUGAAGAAGUCUGAGCACAUAAAGAUCUGGAAGUUUCUACAAGUUUAGAGAAAAAUAUCUUUGACUUUGUUAUAAAAUCAGUUGAAGCUUUUUUACUACCUCGGUCAGUGCACUCCCACAAUAUUGCUGCAGAAAUGAUGUGAAUCUAAUAGGUGUUAGUCUAUGUUAUCUAUAACCGUAAUGUCUUGAGUAAGUAUGAAUAUUUUCAAGAGUGUUCCUACAGUGGACACAUGAGUAUCAGAACUGGACCACGAGUGAUGGAAGACGGUCUGGAGAAGUGACCGUGAUGGCUUGGCCUCGAAGUUUCACAGAUUUCAGUCUGAUUGAGCGUCUGAUCAGUGAAGGUCCCACCUAUAACCACCAGGACUUAAAGGAUCUGCUUUAAAACCUUGGGGCCAGAGACCACAGCACAUCUUCAGAGGUCUAAAAGAGUUCACAUCCGAUCAGGUCAGAACUGUUUCAGCUCUGAUCUGACAGAAAAGGUGAGUCUACUCAUGAUCAGCCAAGAAGCCUGAAUGUAGUGACUGAUAGUGUUUCAGCCCACUGAGCAACAGACGACUAUUAGACAUCUAUUUUUUUUUUUUUUUUUUUAAGACCUAAUUUCAACCGUCUAGAUUCUGUAUAUUUUUAGACAGGAUUUAGAAGUUGCACUUUAACCCAUUAUUCGAUAACUAUUUAUUUCAAAAAGCAACUGUGCUGCAUAACAGAUCUCCAAGUAACCAAAAUUAUUAUGAUAGCCGUUGAGCAAUAUACAGUGUAGUAUAGAUAUAGCCCAGAUUUAGACUUGGUCUAAAUUUAGACGUCUAAAAAACUUUAACUUUUAGACCAGUGGUAGCCUGAUUUUAGACCAGUUCCCUAGGCUUGGAUGUCUAUUAGACCUCUUUUAGACCAAAAAAUGCUCAGUGGGAGUGAAGAUCCAACCAGCAAUCCAAACCUCCUAGUUUUUAAACCUCAUGGAGCAAAUCUGAUACUACAAGUAAUACGCUCGUUCAAGGUUUUAUACAAAUACACUCCUGAUCAAAAUCUUAAGACCAGUUAAAAAAUUGCAAGAAGUUGGACCUGAAGACAGUUCUUAGUAGAGCUUCAAAAUGCAAAAAGAAGAAAUGGGAACAAGAGACCAAAA
Xyrichtys novacula (pearly razorfish) is the source of this 5622-nucleotide messenger RNA. The record is from the annotation of a GenBank genome assembly. Lineage: Eukaryota; Metazoa; Chordata; Actinopteri; Labriformes; Labridae.